Messenger RNA from Saccostrea cuccullata (small rock oyster), 5973 nucleotides. Its product is annotated as serine/arginine repetitive matrix protein 1-like. Gene Ontology annotation, molecular function: protein binding. The record is from RefSeq and is a predicted model, not a curated record. Lineage: Eukaryota; Metazoa; Mollusca; Bivalvia; Ostreida; Ostreidae. The transcript has 10 exons. The coding region runs from base 94 to 3333 and encodes 1079 amino acids.
CAUCUUUUGAGUUCUUUCACUGAUAAAUUUUUCCCUUGAGCUGCUUCAAACACACAGUCAUAUGCUGCCCGGUUUUCGGGCUGGAAAGCUACCAUGGAAAUUAUUUGGCUUCAACGUCCACACGACGGCAUCCCCUGGGGAUUUCGCCUGCAAGGGGGGCGGGAAUUUGGGCAGCCGCUUGCCGUACAGAGGGUGGUUCCCGGAAGUGUAGCAGACGGCUCCCUGUCGUCUGGAGACCUGAUCCUUAAAAUCGGAAACCAUAAUGUGACUAAUGCCUACCACUCCGAGGGUCAGGAUCAUAUCAAAAACGCCGGAAAUACUCUGCAAGUGACAAUCAAAAAGGUUCCACGAGUCGCUGCUAGUUGUCCAGUGAGCCCAACAUCCUCUCACAGUUUUAGCUUUCCGAACCCGAUCAAUCCGUAUGCCUAUCGCGCAUUCUCACCAGAAAAUGACAGAUUUUCUCUACAACGUCCACUAAGAAGUCAAUAUUCAGUAGAUGAUGAUGAUCUACGCCAGUUUCAAUCUUUACCACGGCAUAGAGUAACAGCUGGCGGAAUGCACCAAAGUGGUAUGGAUAAUUAUGAUCCGUACUCAUCUAGAAAACAUGACAGCAACGGUUCAUUUGAUCGUGGGUGCUACACAAUGCCAAAACCUUCGCCAUACCGACCAAGUAAUGCUCAGGCACAAAACUCACAUUUUCGAAGCGGCAGUAGUGACAGUAGUGGAUACCAAACAUCUUAUAGCCCGACUACAGUAGAAUCAUCUAUUGGCUAUCAACGUUCUUCGUCGUCUGCUUGUUCUCCGCCAAAGGGUUUCCACGGUCCAGGGCCUGGAAUAUCACCUCCAUCAUAUGAAAGAAGUCUGUCCGAUAGAAAUCGGCCGUUUUCUCCCUUGUACAAUCGCCAAGACUCUUUUGGACAGAAUCAAGACCAUUUCAGUAGAAGAAUCGGUGAAGAAUUACACAAUUUACCUGGAGAAUUCUCCGAGAAUGUAAACAGCACUAGUAGGAAUCCACAUCAGCUUGUUAAACAAAGUUCAAGGGAACAGCCUAUCUACAGAGGAUAUCAAUCUGACUUUUCAAACGGACGGACAAAUGUAAUAUCACCAUCUAGUGAAUAUAAUAGAUCACCCAAUGAAAUCCGGCGACAGUUGUCAUUUGAAUCUAAUAUUCAAAAUCCAACGUUUGUCCAGUCGUCAGUACAUGUAGGAGGAAAUCCACAACCACGAGGGUUUCAGAGAAGUUAUGCUUAUGAUAGUGAUAGAGCAGAAGAAAAACCUGUAGUACACUAUCAAAGACAGACAUCAUCAGGAACGUUACCUAAGUACGAGUCAACAAUCUCAUCACCUCCACCUGGCCACCAUCCAAAACAAAAUGGCGAAAAACCAGAACCGCCGGUUAGAUCGCACAGCUUUGAGCCCCGUUUGAGGAAACCAAGUCACAGCAGUUCUACAGGAAUUAGUUCUAUAGAGGAUAUUUUGUCUCCUUUCGAAAAAUUUCAAACUUCCAAUUACUUCAACGAAUUUUAUAAGGACCAGCCAAAGUCACCCCCGACCAGCUACAAGGCGAAUUGUUUGGAUACUUCAAAUUUUAGUUCUCUACCAACGGAUGGUUCUCCAAGCUUAUACAGCCGGGAAGGAAACGUUACAGCUUGUAAGGAAAAGAGUGUUCCAAACACCACGACAAACCAAUUCGAGGAAUCAGUGUCAUCUAGCAAGGAAACAGGGGAUAAGGAAAUGACUUCUUUUAAUCGAUUUGCACCCCAACCCCAAAUGGCACCCCCACCCCCACCACCACCACCACCACCUCCCCCUCCCCCUGGACCCCCAGGGCCUGGACGCCAGAUAACAAGAAAACCUGUUCAGCAGCCAGUUAGUAACGAACAGAGGACGCCAGGGGACGGGAGCCCCGUCACACAAGGGCAAUUCUCGGAUAAAAUCCCGGACGCAGUAUUAAACACGAUGCUUAAACAGCAAGGAAGUGGAACUCCAAAGCCAUUUGCCUAUAUAACUGGGGGCAUAGAUCUGAAAGAAUUCAAGCAAAAGAGAAAUCGACCUCCGCCCCCUGUAAUGCCAAAAUCGUACCGUGGUCCAGAUCUUAACGUCCCUGAAUCAUCUACAUAUAAAGGUCAACCUUCGCCGCCAAUUAGAGCCCAGCAAUUUCAGCCUCAGCAACAAUACCAGCAGGUUUCGCCAACAACACAACGCUUCUCAAAUAACGCUCCAAGCUAUCAACAGCAAACACCGCGUUAUCAACAACAACAAGAAGGCUACCAGCAACAACCCCAAAGCUAUCAACAACCACAGAGAUCACAAGAUGCUUACAGACAUGCACAGUAUAACUCUCCAAUCCAGAUGUACUCGCAUAGCAACGCAGAGGAAGCCUUGCGCACGCAGAGUGGUGGAGCUCUUACAGGGAUAUCUGGUUAUCCAGAGAAACCUGCGCAAGAUAUCCAACAAUCUGAAGUUUACAAAAUGGUACAGGAAGCGGACGGGAAAGGUAAGAUUGGUGUACGGCAGCCGUUGCAUAUCAAUACCGGUCCAGAAUUUAUUCCGGAUAUUACGUCACCGGAGACUAGUGUUGAAAAGCCCAGAUUUCUUAAACCGAGAAAAGCAGGUUUAUCAUUUCGCGUGUUGCAAUGGAUGACAGACACAGAUGAUUUGGACGAUGAAAUUGUCAGCGAUGAAGACAUAGAUAGUAGAAAACCAAGACAACCACGGGAUCCACUGUUACGUCAUAAUUCUAUUGAUGACGAGAUGAGAUUUUCUGGAUUAAACAAGAAAACAGAAAUACCUUCAAAAACUUUUAUGAAAUUGAACCAGCUCUCUGUCAACGAUGCAAAUGAUUCAUCAACCCAAUUACAGAGAUACGAUCAACCAGAGAGUUAUCAAGAUAAUAUGGAGUCGAACCGAGUGGGUAACUACGAGCAGACAUCUAUCCGCUACACCGGCAAACAUAUCCCCUCGCCUUCCUUCAGAGUUCUACAGAAAUUUGCAGAUGAGGUUGAUACACAAGAUUCCCCCGUAAUCAAGAGAGGCCACCAGAUAGAAAGCGACGACCUAGAUGAUACGGAUGACGGAUUACCCGAAACACUCAGUGGAGAGGAACUCGCUGACAAACGAUAUACCGGAAGUACAAUACCAUCACGCUCCUUCCGCAUGUUGCAAAUGUCAGUCGGAAAUGACGACACAUCUGAAACUGCGCCCCAGAGAGCACCACCGUCUGUCAAUCAAGAGCAAGGCCACACUCAAUCGAAGAUCACGAUAAUCACGCGAAGUCACGCGGUACCUGCCCAAAUACAACCACCAGAGGACGUGCCCAGUACAGAUUUCUAGGCUUAUCCUGUAAUUUAAUCAUUUCUUAGAUAUGUUUAACUAUUGACAGUAAUCACAUCAAUUGAAAUUAGAUUAUCCAUACCUCUUGAAUCUUCUGUCAAAUAGUUGUGUUUUUACUUGAAUUAGAUUAAAAAACAAUUCUACCAUAUAGGCCUUUAUGAUUUUAUAAAGAAACACACACACACACACCCUCACACACACCCUCACACACACAUAUUAAUAUAUAUACAUGUUUAUAUGACUACAUGUAUUUAUAAGAUGAAACACGUCAUAUGAGUUGACUGUAUAAAUUUGAGUCAUUAAAGAACUUUCUUGAACUAGCAUGAACUACCGGCUAUAAGAAUUUAAGUGAGAAUAUUUUUUUAUGCCCCCGUAAACGAAGUUUCGGGGGCAUAUAGUUUUUGUCCUGUCUGUCUGUCUGUCUCUCUGUCUGUCUCUCUGUUUGUCCGCAAAAACUUUAACCUUGCCCAUAACUUUUGAUUUAGUGGAGCUAUGACUUUCAUAUUUCAUAUGUGUAUUCCUUGUGACAAGACCUUUCUUUGGGUACCACCAAAUUUGACCUUUUGACCUUGACCUUGGAGUUUGACCCACUUUUACAUGAAAAUUUUAAAAUUUUACUUUGGCGAUAUCUUUUGAACAGUAGACACCAGGACAUUUAUACUUCACAUAUAUAAUGUUUGUUAAAAGACCUUUCCCUUUCACUGGAUAACAACAACUUUGACCCUUUGACCUUGACCUUGUAGAUUUCCUUACUUGUGAAAAAAAAACUUUAACCUUGGCCAUAACUUUUGAACGGUAAGGGAUAGGGCUUUCAUACUUCAUACACGUAAUCCUUGUGAGAAGACCCUUCAUUGGAUACCAAGAACUUUGACCCUUUGACCUUGACCUUUGAGAUUGACCUACUUUAAAAAAGCAAACCUUGACCAUAACUUUUAAAGAGUUAGGGCUAGUGCUUUCAUACUUUACAUAUUUGAUCCUUAUGACAAGACCUUUCAUUUGAUAACAAUAACUUUGACCCUUUGACCUUGACCUUGGAGUUUGACCUAUUUUUUUAAGAAAUUGAACGUUGACCAUACCUUCUGAACGGUUAGGGCUAGGGCUUUCAUGCCCUACAAAAGUAUUUUAUGUGGCAAGACCUUUCAUUUGAUACUAAUUACAUUGACCUUUUGACCUUGACCUUGGAGAUUUUUGUAAUUAUUAAAAAACUUUAACAUUAGCUUACUUUCAAAUUUCACAAUUGUUUUCCAGUGAGAAUACCCUACUUUUGGUACCAAUUAAUUAAAUUUGCAUUUAAGAAAAGCCUAAUCUUUGCUUUGUUGCCAUACGGGGGCAUCAGUGUUUUACAAACACAUCUUGUUUUAUAUGUGAAUAGUUAUUAUGUAAAAGUUUUUUGUAUUUAAUCAGUUCAUAUAUAUUUAUUGUAUUGUAGAUGUAGACAUUAAAGUAUUUAUGUAGCUUUUGAAGAGUUGUGGUGUAUGCAUUACAGAUAUUCAGUCGUGCAUGUGUAAUUUGUAUAUACAGCAAAAUGUACAGUAUAUUAUAUGUGAACAAUUUUCUUGCCAUUAUCUGUAAAAAUUGUUUGUACAUUAUUUGUACCAAUGCCUAAACUUGGGAUGUCAAAGACUAUUCGAGUACUCGACUAUUGCUUGGUCAUACUGAUUAUCGUCGAAUAUUAUUUACUCUAUUACAAGUUAUAAAUGUGCUAUUUAAUAUUAUUUUUAAGUACAUAUUUUGCUUUUUUCUUAUUUUCAACAAAUCGCGUUUUGAAAAUAAAAAUAAAAUUGAUUUUAUUGUUUACCAGUUGGUGGCAGCCACUGUAACAUAUAUAGAAAUAACAAGCCAUGGUAUUUGAUUGAAUUUGCGAUAAAACAAAAAUAAAUUAAGAUACUGAAGCUCACAAUUUUUUUUGUAAAUACUUGUAUUAAAAAUUUUGUUGAAUUUUAUUAAGAUUUUAUUAAAGAUUUGAGGUCAGACGAUACGUUCUGCAGAUAUAUGUUUUGUAAAUUUUUGAAAUUUAUUAAAAUAUUCAAAAUUUUAAUUAAAUUCUAAUUUUUAAACCAGUUUCUAAAUGCUAUCAAAAAUACAACUCUUAAAAAUGGAUCUUAAAGAAGUUUAAAGUUUUCCUCAAAAGGAUUAUUUAAUGAACACUACCCUCUGCUAUCUUGCACAAAUGCCUGGUAAGGUACCUGAAUUUUUUGUGGGUAAACAUAUAACAGUAGGAAUACUUCAGUGACAAAAUCUUGGGAAAAAUUAUAUAUUAUCAAGGAACGUCUCAUCUGCCCUUAAUAUUUGCAUUUACAAACAUUCUGAAAAAAAAACCUUUAAAUCGAAUUAAAAAUGAAUAAUAAUAACAACUAUUUUUUGAGUCGGUUUUCCGAGGGAAAUUGACAUCCCUAGUCUUAAAAAAAAUCUUCCUAACUUCAGACGUCUUUCUAGUAAAUUUUGAUUUUGACAAAGAUGCAAACUAGUUUCACAUCAUAGAAAUAACGGAUAUUAUCAUUGUGUUAUUGGUAUUAGGUUACAUGAUACAGUUUUUCCAAGGCACAGUGUUAUAUAUAUAGUAAAAUGAUCUUUACUUUACACAUGUAUGUGGAAUGUUUACAGGAGAACUCAGCAAUAGAAAUAAAAUUGGGAAAAUUA